AUGGCUCACUCAAAUAUGGUUGACAGUCCGAAUUUAUUUUUAAGUAAUUAUGAGAGCCUUGAACAGGAGCGUCCGUGGUUGUCAACGGAGCCCCUGCCUAAAAUUGCCGGGUUGCCGGAUUACGGUUAUAGAUUGGGUUUUGAUUACGUACACACGAAAAAAUGUCGGCCAUUCAAACGUCCCCGGCUGAAACAUGUCUACAAACAUGUUGGCUUCUUCUUUAGGUACACAAAACAUUGGUACAGGCAGAGGAGGAGAGGAAAAAGAUUGUUUAUAGAUAACUUCAAUAUGGUUGACUGGAAACCUAUAUAUGGUGCUCCAAUUGGCGGCAUAGGUGGUGGCACCAUUGGCCGAGGUUCCAAGGGGGAGUUUUGCCGAUUUCAAAUGAGACCCGGAAUCUACAAUUAUGAUGUGGUUCAUGCUGAUCAAUUCAUCCUAACCUUAAGACAAGACAACAAGACUGUAUACCAGAACGUUCUCAGUCCAAACCGGCCACCAAAAAAUGUCCUAAAAUCCUGGAAGUGGGAUUUCCCAAAAGAAAAUGGCGUCUACCAUGCCCUCUAUCCAUUUUCAUGGACAGUUUAUAAUAUUGAAGAGUUUGGGGUCCGACUAAUAUGCAAGCAGACAUCACCUUUUUUGCCUAAAGAAUAUAAAGAUUCAAGCCUACCAUGUGCAAUCUUUGAUUGGUCGAUAGAAAACCUUUCGGAAAAACCCAUACAAGCCAGCAUCACUUUCACAUUUAAGAACGGUCAAGGGGGUCCAGAGGAUAAAAAUGGUGGCGACUCCAACACGGUGUCCCGCAUGUUAUAUUUCGAUCCCAACUCUGACGGAUCGAUCCUGUGGGAUUAUUUGUGGCAGGAGGGAGGACUCAACAAGGAUAAGGAAAUUGGAACCAGCCAGACGACCAAUAAGGGAGAAGAGCUGGCCGUGGCCGUGUGCAUUUCGACCAAUCAGGAGCCGGGAACGGUCAGAAAUUCCCAGUUUUGUUUGAGCUGGUACAUGCCCAAGAUUUGCUUUGCUAAGCGGGAUAUUGUUUAUGAACGGAGGUAUACAACAUUUUUUCAUUCCCUUGAGCAAAUUGUCGGUCACUCUUUCAAGAGCUAUCCUGAUUGGACGACAAAUAUAGAAAAAUGGCAGUGGGAGGUCCUCAGAUGUCACGAGUAUAGAAUGUACAACACAUACGACGUUCAUCAUUAUGCUUCGUUUGCUCUGCUUAUGCUUUGGCCGAAUUUGCAAUUAAGUCUACAGCACGAUUUUGUCAACGAACCAUGGAAUCAAGUGAACGCAUACUUCUUGUUGCCUACUCACGAGUGGAAGGACUUGAAUGUAAAAUUCGUACUACAAGUGUACAGAGAUUACCUGCUGAUGUACAAGUGCUUGAGGUGGGAUGUUGAUGACGAUGGUAUAAUAGACAAUGCUGGUUUCGCAGACCAGACCUAUGACGCCUGGAACAUGACUGGGGCUAGUUCUUACUGUGGAGGCAUGUGGUUGGCUGCGGUGAAGAUGUUCACCCUGAUGGCCCACAUUCUCGACCAAUCAGUGGACAGGGAAUUUUUCGGCGACAUUCUCAGGAAGGGCAUCCAAUCGUUUGAUAGGAAACUUUGGAACGGUAUGUACUACGACUUCGACAGUAGCACCAGUGGCCACCACGACAGCUGCAUGGCUGACCAGCUGGCAGGUCACUGGUUCCUCAAGGCGUCACUAAUCGACGAUGAUGAUAUUUUUCCGUCACGCAAAACGACAAGUGCCUUACUAUCGACACUGGAGCUGAACGUCCUUCCGCAUUUUAAUGGUAGAAUGGGAGCGGUGAACGGAGCGCGUCCAGAUGGCGAAGUUGACACCACCAGUCUGCAGUCGGAGGAAUUUUGGGUCGGAGUGAAUUAUGGACUGGCCGCCUCGAUGAUUCAAGACGGACUCGUCGAGGAAGGCUGGCGUACGGCCUACGGAGCCUAUAGCACCUGCUACGACCGCUACGGCCUGGCCUUUCAGACGCCAGAAGCUUACUACCUGGAUGGGCAGUUUCGAUCUCUGGGCUACAUGAGACCACUGGCCAUUUGGGCUAUCCAGUUGGCACUGGAGUAUUAUCAGCGGGCACUGUUGAGAUGA
Molecule: messenger RNA, 2106 nt
Organism: Helobdella robusta
Lineage: Eukaryota; Metazoa; Annelida; Clitellata; Rhynchobdellida; Glossiphoniidae
Exons: 15
Coding region: 1-2106 (701 amino acids)
Biological process (GO): carbohydrate metabolic process
Molecular function (GO): beta-glucosidase activity
Source: RefSeq, a predicted model, not a curated record